Molecule: messenger RNA, 934 nt
Organism: Cyprinus carpio (common carp)
Lineage: Eukaryota; Metazoa; Chordata; Actinopteri; Cypriniformes; Cyprinidae
Gene: uts2d
Product: urotensin 2 domain containing
Biological process (GO): blood vessel diameter maintenance; regulation of blood pressure
Cellular component (GO): extracellular region
Molecular function (GO): hormone activity
Source: RefSeq, a predicted model, not a curated record
CAGACCGUUUCUUGUUACUCUAGGCACUGACUCACAUAUACUUUUAGUUAAAUUAAAAGAAGAAUGCCAGGAACAUUUCACCAUCCCCAGAUGAGUGAUACCCAGUAUUGCCAGAGAUUUACUCUUGUCCUAACAUACACCGCCGCUGAUUGAUCACCCGUCGCUGGCCCUGAGACCACGUCAGAACAUCAGUCCCAGCUGUCACGGACCCUCUUUUAGAUACAGAACGUACACCGUCACACUUUUGAUUUACAGCGAUGACACAUCUCGCGUCCUGAUUAAAAGUAUCCCAUCUGAUGAGCCUCCAGCAGAAGCACCUUUGGUCAGGCGGGAGCAAACACACACCAGGAUCAUUCCCUCAGUGCCAUGGACAGACUAUCCUCAGGACGUCUUCUUCCACGACUUGCUUUUUUACUUCUGAUUGCUGCUCUCAACGUUCAUACAAGAAGCCUUGCAAGUCCAGUCAACCAGGUUUUCCAUUCAAAGGAUGAUUCAGAUGUGCAGAACCAGAUUUUGGCAUUUCUGCUCCGGAAAAACAUCAUGCCUGUGCAAGAAAAGGAUGUAAUAGAAUUCGAGCUGGCCAGAAAAAUCGCAGAGCUGCAGGAGCUUGCAGCUCUUCAAGAGGAGCUAAAUGUAGAAAGAAAAUUGGUGUCAAACGCAAUAGAAAAAGAGAGAUCGAUGACCAGCAAAAGAGAUGAUGCCUGUUUCUGGAAAUACUGUGUUUGAGGUUGUUAAAGUGAAGAACCAGGAGCAAGAAAAUCUGCAAAAUCAUCUAAUGCCUUAAGAUGUGUCAAACGUUUUCAAAUAUGGAAUUAUAUGUAUUCAUAAUGUGUCAUGAUUAUCAUGAUAGUUAUAAUGUACUCAUGACUUUACUCUUAUAACAAAAAUGUAUUUUAUGUAAAUGUCAUCUCAAUAAAACAUCAAGUGAAAUUUA